AAAACUAGUUUUUUUCUCUCGACCUAGAUGGGGACACGGGCCACAACGUUCGCGGCCUUUUUCGUGGUGAUGGCUCCCGCAUGAUAGGAAGUUGUUUUUGAGUCACUGAACGGGUUUCUGUCUCAAGCGUGUGUGAAUUUUCGGUUGUGUCGAGUACGCCGGUGAUGCUUUUCUGGACUCUGGAACAUGCUCAGUGACUCGGUAGGCUAGCACAAACACCGGAUGGACAAGAAAAUCAUCAUGUAAAAUCAUCGUAGUACACCAUGGAUGACAGCAAGGUCCGUGCUUGGAAACGUGGCGACUUGACACCCGUUGACGAACUUUACAUUCGGAUGACACAGCGACAGGAGCAGCAUCUGAUACCCCUCAAAGAAGACGUGGCUGAUUGGCUGAACAAGACCCUCGACGUCGAGGACAUAACAGCGGACAACUUUAUGUCGAAACUGGACAACGGCGUGGUUGUAUGUCGUCUGGCCACACUGUUACAGGCUAGGGCUGAAGGAAGCCUCUUAAGGCCUUUCAAGUGCUGGGAGAAUGCCAAAUCCGGCUCUUUCUUUGCUCGGGAUAACACCGAGAACUUCCUGCGAUGGUGCCGAAAGUUCGGUGUCAACGAAGCUGUCAUGUUUGAGUCGGACGACCUUGUCCUUCACAGCCAAGCCCGCAGUGUUGUCCUGUGCCUUCUGGAGCUGGGCCGCAUCGCGUCAAAGUUUGGUGUCGAGCCUCCAGGUCUCGUAAAACUGGAAAAGGAGAUUGAAGAACUCUCGACGGACUCAGACCGGUCGUCUGCGUGUUCCUCUCCACCCUUGUCCAGAGCAAACUUUUCAGAUUCAAGCGACGGGACCAAACUGGACCAACUGGACCAACUGGACCAUGAUGCAUCAGGCCCUUUGAUUACCAACUGCGUGGAAGAUAACGUCCAAGGCGCGACGGACAACAGUUCCUCAGUCGUCAGACACAACAAGCAAACAAGAAAAUUGUCGGAGCUGGACCAGAAGGUUCGAAAAAUUGCCAGCCGCGUGUGCCAUACGGAAACACAAAUUAAACGCAUCUCCGAAGGCCGAUACUGCAUCGGAGGGCGCAUCUACUUUGUUCGGCUCUUGAAAGAGAAGCAUGUCAUGAUCCGGGUUGGAGGCGGAUGGGACACGCUGGAGCAUUUCCUGUCGCGGCACGAUACUUGCAACGUCAUCCUCCUCAACCGGCGAUCUUCCAUCGCCUCCGACGAUGGCACCUCAUCCAACUGUUCGUCCGUCUUUGGCACUGGUAGUCCUGUGAGCCCUGGAAGCCCUACCAAUGUGGGCCUCUCGCGGCCCAGGUACCGUAGUCCAGCAUCUAGUGUGUCCCUCACCUCUCUUAGCUCCUUGUCCAAACCAUAAUGUCAUUAUGGAGCACAGUCCAGUUCUAGGUUCAGAAUUCAGGGCAUUGGCAGGGCAGGGUAUUAUAUUUGUUGAGUGUGAAUACUUUUAUGUUUGUCACAUAUAUGUUCCCACAUGACCAAAGCAAUUAGGAGCGGACACUGAUAUGGAGUCUCUUUAGUCUACUUGCUGGUUUUGUCACAACUGCUGCCAAAUGGUGCAAAAAUACGCACACUUGAUGACUUGAAAUUAUAAAGAAAAAUCCAUCUUCGAAAAGUCUAAAAUGUUUCCUUCAACACACAUUCAUUCAUUUCACAUUUUACUUUUAUUUCAACUUGCCAGUUUCAAUGACAGUCGUUACUUGAAAGUUAAAAUUAGAUAGCAGAUAUUAGAAAUGUUUAUAACCAGUUUGCUGUGAAAGUGUGAGCUUCUUGAGUUUGAACUCUUGUUGUAUCCAGUGUAGCUUUUGACACAGAGCAACAAAGGUACUUUGCACAAAGGAUAGAGUAUUGUGAGAUGCCAAAGUCACUUCUUUUUCCACUGCCAUUUGCUUUUUUUUUUUCUUUGCCCGGUCUUACUGCUUCCACAUGUACUUCCAUUAAAGUGAAAUGCAACCACCAUGUUUUUAUGUACAACCAGGUAGAACUUGGCUUUGUGAUCCUUUAUAUUUUUAAUUUGAAUGAAUUUCAAAGACUGCUAAUUUUGUGAUGGCCACAGGCUUCUGCCAUGGGAAGCAUUGGAGGCCUCUGCAGACGGGUAUAACAUUAUAUUGAAGUGCAUUUGAGACAGAUUAAGCCCUGUCUUAUAGCAUAACAGCAACCAUUGAGUAGUUUAGUUUAAACCUUUUUCUCUCUCUCUCUCUCUCUCUCUCUCUCUCUCUCUCUCUCUCUCUCUCUCUGCCGUUACCUAUGGUCCGGUGUGAGUAGACUGACCAGGUGCAAAACCCAAUUAAUUGUGUCUGCUUCAAUGUUGCACUAACCUUGCAUCUUCGACGACAAAGCGUACGUUCAACGCCACCUAUAUACAACAGGCCCCUCUCUCUCCUUGGCUACGUGGACAUAUAAAGUCAGAAUUCGUCUGCUACCAUGUGUCGCUGUUCUGCAAAUUCAACAACUCUCACGUGAUUGCAUCUGAAUCGGUAGACAAAAAGUGCAACACGCUUUCCAGAAAAUCAGUCUGGAGAAAGAUACGGCAUUGCUUUGCACUUUAUUUUAAAGAUUUCCCAUUUAGUACACGUAUACUUGCAGACGACGGUGGUUCGUCUCCAUGGUUACGACCGCUCAAAGCACAUUGGCUACCGCCGUCGAAAACGUGAACCCGAUUGGCUGACUCUUAGUUGUUACGCCGCGCCUUACUAAUACUCAAUAAAUGGUCUGUUUUAUGAAGAAAUGAUCUGCACUAAAUCCCCUUUUCUUUUGAUCAGGUUGCAGUUUUUUGUGUUUAUAUCUCACAAAGUACAACACGUAGAAAAUAAUUUUGUUUCUCAGUACUGGUGUUCUACUUAAGAUGGAAAAGAAACGUCACUGAUUAGAUUGCUGGACACACAGAGGUCACAGUCCCUCCUGUGCCAGAUAUACUCACUGGCUGACUGGCUGCAUGACACUACUCUGCUGCAGAAAGUGCACUGAUGGUGCAUGGUGGCGUUGCAGUAUUUCUCCUCUUUAUCUCUAAUGGCGUGUGUAGUUGACUGAGUAGAUUUCUUUUCCUUCAUAACUUGAAUAUGACUCUUGUGAGCUAUACGAUGCGUGCAUGACGUAAUGAACCGUAUCAGUCAAAAUGUCACAACAGUGGCAAAAUGAUGGGUUGCGUUGAUGGAUAAUUUCAUGCAUGAGAGAGUAUUCAGAAUUGAUGCUAUUCAGCUGCUUGCAAUGUCUCGUGCGGAAGGCACGCAGAAAAGCAGGUGAACAACGGUCUCGCUCUUAAAGCCUCGAAUUUCUGCUGACAACCAGCCAACUCACCCCAUUUUUUUGUGUCUUCCGCUCUUGAGCUGUGCAUGAACGUAACUGCUUCCACGUAAUGCAAAAAUAAUUGCGAGAACUAUGAUUUUUGUGCAAUGUCUUCCCCCCUCCGGAUCUUCUUGGGAGUCAUCAUCGUAAAAUCUGCCAAAUAUAGUAAGAAGUUUAUUGAAAUUAUGUCCGCUUGUGAUGGCAUUUUCUGUGAAAUGGCCAACGUCUGUCAGUGUUUUACAUAAAUACAGACUUUCUUGUAUUA
Ornithodoros turicata is the source of this 3563-nucleotide messenger RNA. Its product is annotated as growth arrest-specific protein 2-like. Gene Ontology annotation, biological process: actin crosslink formation. The record is from RefSeq and is a predicted model, not a curated record. Bases 264 to 1373 code for a protein of 369 amino acids. Gene Ontology annotation, cellular component: actin filament. NCBI's taxonomy places the organism in Eukaryota, Metazoa, Arthropoda, Arachnida, Ixodida, Argasidae. Gene Ontology annotation, molecular function: microtubule binding; cytoskeletal adaptor activity; actin filament binding. The transcript is spliced from 9 exons.